UCCUAUGGUGCUGCUUUUCAUGGCAACCAGGCACAAUACUGUUGUUUCGUCCUGGCGAGACCGAAAACAUUUUGCCGGUGCCGUGUCGGAGACCGACUUCAUGGAAACCUGGAUAUCUUAACUUGUUACUCAUUUGUAUUCAUUAAUUCUAGAUAAAUAAUUAUUUGUAAAACUUGUUUUUUCCCGUUAGCUGUCAACUGCAGUGGCACUGUAACGUUAGUUGCCAGCUGUAGCUAACGUUAGCUAACUGAGCGUACGAGGAAAGCAGAGACCGGGUGUGAAUAACACUAACAACAGAGCUGUAAUAACUCCACAGUGUAGAUAAUGAUCAGCAGAAAUGGUGCCUUGCCAGACCCACGUGAUGCUGAAGUGGCAGGAGCAUCUGAACAGCUCCUGGGCGGCGGAGGACAGCCAGACGGCCACGCGCCAGGGGGCUGCAGGACUCUACGCCAAACUGCUACACAAUAAGGAGGUGGUGGGGGUGGCCCAGCCUGUAAUGGACUUGAUUGGCCCACGCCUGCCAGACUUCCAGUAUGAGUCCAGUGCUGCUGAGGAGCGGGAGGAGUACCUGUCGUCGUUACUCCACAGCCAGCGCUGCCUGGCCCACCGUGUGCUGGCCCGGACCCCCUUUGCCCUGGGCCUGCAUCACCGCCUCGUGGUCCUCCAGCGGAUAUACUACGCCCUCCACAGCAAGUACCACGACCGCUUCCGGGCACCUGCUCCCCCUCAGACCAUGACUAGCCAGGACAGCGGGGCCAUGGAGCCUGCCUCAGAUCCCUGGCUGCCUGGAGGAGGGUCCAGAGUUAAAUCAGGGACGGACGUUCUGAUCGAGAUGGGCGUACGGACAGGACUGAGUCUCCUCUUCGCCCUGCUGCAGCAGAACUGGCGGUACGCCCGUGAGGACCCCGGAGUGGCGCUGUGUAACGAUGUGUUGGCUACCGCUUCCUCUGUCCUAGCCUCCCUGCCCCCUCUCUCUCUGGCCAACGAGAACAAGAUCCCAGCGGUGGGGUUGGACUGCCUGGCUCAGGUGGCAGACUUCCUGAAGAAGACGUCUGUGAGCUCUGGGAGUGGAGGGGCAGAUCGGGCGGGACGCAGGCUGGCUCUGGAGCUGCUGCUGGGCCUGGCUGUACAGAGGGGCUCCCUGAGAUUCCUGCUGGAGUGGGUGGAGGUGGCUCUGGCUGCCUCCUCUUCCUCUAUAACUUCCUCCACGGGGUCACAACAGUUACAGUCAGAGGGAGGAGUAGGCUAUGACCUCAUCUAUCAAACACUUCUUCAAAUGAGGCAAUACUCGGGUUUCCGUGGAGACUCUCUCAAUUCUCAGGCCCUGAAGAAGGAUGUAGAUGGACUCUGCAGUCUCUCCCACGUUGCUCUCUGCCUGUUUGAAGAGAUCUGUAACCUGGCGUCCAACUGCUUGUGUUCGUGCAGCGCGGGCUCGGCCACCCCUGGAGGAGUGGAGAACGAUGCCGUCAUGGUGUAUGUGUGGGGCAGCAACAGCUCUCACCAGCUGGCUGAGGGCACCUUGGAGAAGAUCCUACAGCCCAAACUGGCACAGGGCUUCAGCGACGCUCAAAUGAUUGAAGCGGGACAGUACUGCACGUUCUCUGUGUCCGCGGACGGCUCAGUGAAGGCUUGUGGGAAGGGCAGCUAUGGCCGGCUGGGUCUGGGGGACUCCAAUAACCAGUCCAUGCCCAAGAAGCUGGCCCUGGAGCCCCCGAGGAACAUGUGUAAGGUUUCCUCAUCCAAGGGCUCUGAUGGCCACACCCUGGCUGUCACAGGGGAGGGAGAGGUCUUCAGUUGGGGCGACGGAGACUAUGGGAAGUUGGGACAUGGAAACAGUGCCACUCAGAAAUACCCCAAGAUAAUACAAGGACCUCUGCUGGGCAAAGUUGUGGUGUGUGUCUCUGCUGGCUACAGACAUAGUGCUGCUGUAACCAACGAUGGAGAGCUGUACACCUGGGGAGAAGGUGACUUCGGCAGACUGGGCCACAGUGACAGCCACAGUCGUAACGUGCCUACGCUGGUGAAGGAUAUCAGUGGAGUGGGUCAGGUGGCCUGCGGUAGCUCUCACACCAUGGCUGUGGCUCAGGACGGACGCAUGGUGUGGUCUUUCGGAGGGGGAGAUAACGGUAAACUGGGUCACGGGGACACUAACCGUGUGUACCGGCCCAAGGUGAUCGAAGCACUGCAUGGGUUCAUCAUCAGGAAGGUGUGUGCCGGGAGCCAGUCAUCUCUGGCUCUGACCUCUGCUGGACAGGUAUUUGCGUGGGGCUGUGGUUCAUGUUUGGGCUGUGGUUCCUCUGAAACCACAUCUCUGAGACCCAGGUUCAUCGAAGAGCUCAGUGUGACCAAGAUUAUUGAUAUUUCUUGUGGGGACAGCCACUGUCUGGCUCUGUCUCAUGAAAACGAGGUGUAUGCUUGGGGGAACAAUGCCAUGGGGCAGUGUGGCCAGGGACACACCUCUACACCCGUCACCAAGCCGAAAAAAGUGAUUGGUCUAGAAGGAGUGUCAAUCCAGCAGAUCACCGCUGGCACGUCCCACAGCCUGGCCUGGACCGCUGUCCCCACCGACAGGCAGUUGGUGGCAUGGCAUAGACCGUUCUGUGUGGACCUGGAGGAGAGCACCUUUACCUAUCUUCGUAGUUUCCUGGAGAGAUACUGUGAUGGGAUAGGAGGAGAAAUGCCCCCUGCACCCUUCCCCUCCAGGAGGGAGCACCACCAGUUUGUCUUGCUGUGUAUGAAGCUGCUGUCCAUACACCUCUCUCUAGCCCAUGCUGGGGGCACAGGGGCCACAGUACUAGGGGCCCAAGGGAGGCCCCUCCGAAACUUGCUCUUCAGGCUCAUAGACUCCAGUGUACCUGAAUCCAUACAACAGGCGGUGAUGAACACUCUGUCCAUCGGAGCGUCUCUGCUGUUGCCCCCCCUCAGGGAGAGAACUGAACUGCUCCACUCACUGCUACCUCAGGGCCCAGAGAGCUGGGAGAGCCUUUCUAAAGGACAGCGUCUGCAGUUGGACAUGGUUCUGAACAGCCUCCAGGAGCAGUCCCAUGUGGCCUCUCUGCUGGGGUACUCCUCUCCUGGGGAGCUGACUGCUGGGGCUGGCCCCCUGGGGCCACCCCUGACCUCCAGCCCAGACCGGCCCAGCCCCAGCCCAGAGGCCCUCCACGACCAUCUCCACCUGGCUGAGAUGCUGCUCAAGACCCUGUUGCUCAGCAUCGGAUUCUACACGGAGCGGGCGUUUGGUGAGCUGGAGAAGAACAGUGACAAGCAGCAGUCCAGCCGGUCCCAGAGACAGACGGAUCCUCCCUCUCACUUCCACCACCUCUUGUCAGCCCUGCACAAACACCUGCUGGCCCAUUGUUACAGCCAGACCAACACAGAGGAUGACAGCAGUGUGACGUUGCUCCACAAACACCUGUGUCUGCUGCUACCCUACACUGCCGAGACCUUCAGGAGGUCCACCAUCUUACUGGAGGAGAGCUCUCUGGACAAGCACGUCAUCCACAAGCUACACACGGUACUCCUAAGCUCUGUAGCGGGUAGCCUGCUGUGCCAGGUCAUGUAUUCCCUGUUGCUGCUACCCCUGUGGGUGGUACGCCCGCUGCUCACCCACCUGCUCUGUCUGCUGGAGCACCUCAAUGAGUUCAACUGCCUGCUGCCAGACACUGCCCUGCUGGAAGAGAGGGAGCUGGAGGCAGCAUGUUCCGGACAGCUGGAUGACGCUGAAAGGGCAGGUCCUAGCCACGGAGGGGCGGAGGACGACGGAUGGGUGUGGCUUCUGGACCUGGAGAGAUCUGUGGCGCUGGCGAUUGGACGCUGCCUGGGCGGGAUGCUGCAGGGACCGCCCCCCUCUGUCCAAGAGAGGACAUCAGAAUACUGGCUGUGUAACCCUCUCCUCAGGAACGGACUGGAGAUGGACUUUGAACAACUGGACUCCAGCACAGCGUGGCUCACCGAGGCAGUGCUGCUUGGUUGUCCUGAUGCCAAGCUGGCAGACCUGUGUUUGAGCGAGGAGAACAGCAUGUUGAUGGAGCUGGCUCUAGGAUCGUCUAGGGAGCCUGCCGGAGGCCUGUGGAGGAAGAUGAAGGAGUACGCCAUCAGCAGGGACUGGGAUAACAGCGGUCCCUCGGGUGACUCUCUGUUAGAGACGGCGUGUCGCUGCAGCCUGGCUGCUCUCCUCAAACACACAGGGCUACAGGAUGAGGCCUACUGGCAGGACAAGUACGAGCCGUGUGAGAUGCUGAUAGAGAUCUAUGAGAUGGUGUAUAAGAUCAGGAGUGCUCUGCUGGCACACAAAGACUCUCCAGUGACUGCAGCCAACACACAGGCCCUGGAUAACAGUAAACAGAGUCCCAGUGGGCAGGACCGGCAGGAACCGGGUCCCUCUGGUAGGGAGCAGCAGGCGGACCGGGGGAAAGAUCAGGACCCUGAGCUGGGGGGUCACAGUGGAGGUCACGGGACUCACCAGGGAGGGCAGUUCCUCCCCACGACUGCAGAACACAACCAGGAGGAGGGGCCAGAGGAGGACACACCCAGCAUCAGCAGUAUGUACCUGCCGGAGGUUCUCCAGUGCUUCCUGGCCACGCGGGAGGCCAUGCAGCUACAGCAGAACGAGACUGUCUACGAGUCUUCCGGGACCUCCACCCUCCCCAGCAGCACAGAGAGCCCCGGUACCCCAGAAAGAGAGCCCCCUAACACGCAGGGCUGGGAGUGGCGGAGGGGGUCUGAAGAGGGCAUGUCAUUCCCUGUAGCCUGUCACCUGGUUGUGUCCCGCUGUGUGUUUCUCCUCUUGGGGGUCCGGCCCGCGUGGCAGGAACAGAGUGAAGAGACAGGGCAGGCGGAGAGCACUGGAGCCAGGAAAUCAACUUCAUCUACAGAUUCCCUACUCAGCCCAAAGGCCGAACAGAGCAGAUUCACCUUGGGCAGUAGAAAACCAUCUGCAGGCCAGUCCAGAAACUCCAAGAAUAGAAUGGGUCUACCACUGUGUUCCCUGGGCAUCAUGAAGGAUGCGUGGGAGCGGCUACGCCAGUGCAUCAGCCCCACCACCAGCUCCAUGUGCCAGGGCGGGGCGGGCAGCUCGUCCAGCGUGCUCAGCCAGGUCUUCCACUUCCUGUGUGGGAGCCUGCUCCGUCCGACCCCACCCUCCUCGUUACUGGAGAGAGAGGCAGGCAGCCAGGCAGACCCCAAGGCCAUCACGUUGGCCAUGUACCAACAACAGCAGAGGGCAGAGGUCCGUCUAGAGGCGUUGUGCCAGAUCUCUUCCUUCCUGUCUGAGAUGGAGGAGAAGAGUAGUGGUUCAGGCUCCUCUCCCCCCUUGCGGUUCCCUGGCUUGUUACAAUCUGUUCAACUGCAGUUCCUGUCUGGCUGCUUCGGACUGGGGACACCUAUCACAGGCUGCCAGUCUGGAGACAACGACCAGAUGUACCACUACACUUCUGGGACCCAGUCGGCGUCUAUGUUUACCCAGAGAGAGCUGCAGUCUGCUGCCCACACCCUCUACCAGCAGGUGGUCCGUGUCCUGAGACAGAAGGUCCUCACGGAGAGGGAACAGACAGGCUCCUACCAGCCUCUGCUGUUGGCCACAGUGUUUGCCUUGAAUUUCCACUACCAGCCAGUAGAUCUGGUGGUGGUCUGUAAGUCUGGCAUCCUGGAGAUCCUGUCGUUGCUGACAGACAACACGUGUGUUCUGAUGAACCAGCGCUGGCUGGUAGCCUCUGUGUCAGGAAGCAUGCUGCUGAAUGGGGCCGUAAAACUGGCCUGUGCCCGGCUACUGCAGAUACUGGCCAUCGCUGCUAGUUCGUGUGAGGACUCCCUGCCUCUGGACGUGUCUCAGGCCCUGCUGGAUGUGAUGUGUGAGCAGCUCCAGAGUCUGUUACACAUGGUCCACCAGCAGGAGGCGCUGGAGAACACGGCAACAGAGGAAGCAGACCAGGACACCUCCACCAAGAGGAUCCGGAUAGAGGGGAUGGAGAUGGUGCGGAGCAGUAGGGUCAUUGAGUCUCAGCUCGCUGACUUCUUGGUAUUCCUGAGGCGUAUCCUGUCGCUAAGGGUGACCAAGAGAGUCUCUGCCUUCAUCAAGUGGAUCGAUCCACUCAUGACCAUCAUCUCACACAAGUGCUCUUCUGGUUCUCCACGAUUCCGGAACUUGAGAACCAAACUGUUAGCCUUCCACAUUCUGGAAGGUCUGUUACCGGCCUGUUCUGAUACAGCACAGAUUGAACAGAUAGUUGAUCAGCUGUUUGGGCUUCUCUCAGUGUGUAUGUGGGAGGAGCCUUUAGCUGUGAAGAAGAACCAAGAGAAAACAGCAGAGAGCUCCAACAGGGACCCAGGAAGUGAAGAUGAGUCUAUUCCUAUUGGAGACUUCUCCUUUGACCCCUACAAGCUGAUCUGCUGCUCGUUGGAGAGCGGCAACGUCCUGUCUCAUGGCUCAGGAGGGAAGGGGUACGGCCUCGCCACCACAGCCAUCAACUCUGGCUGCUUCAUAUGGAAGUUCAACAUCACCAAGGAGAACAAAGGGAACGAGGGCACUUGUAUCGGAGUGUCUCGCUGGCCCAUCCGGGAUUACAACCACCGCACCACCACAGACAUGUGGCUGUACCGGGCCUACAGCGGUAGUCUGUACCACGGAGGGGAGCUGGGCCGGGCCCUGCCAUCUUUCACAGGAGACACCAUCACCUGCAUCCUGGACAUGGAGGCUAGAACCAUCUCUUUUGCCAAGAACAACAAGGAGCCUAAGUUGGCUUUUGAAGGUGUGGAGGCCACGGAGUUGUACCCUUGUGUGUUAUUCUACAGCAGCAACCCUGGAGAGAAGGUGGCACUGUGUGACCUCCAGAUGAGAGGCAUGCCCAGUGACCUGCUGCCUGGCGAACCACUGUGUUCCCCCCGCACCACAGUACUGCUGGAGGCCACGGUGCAGCUCCUCCGCAGGCUGCACCAGUGUGACGGCUACUGGACACAACACAUCAACCAGCACAUGCAGAGCCGGCUGGAGCUCAUAGGACCGCUCAUGAAGGAGGGAGGCCUGGGGACCGUCAAACAUGCAGGCCCAAGACCUAAAGGAAUUGAUGAAAGGGAGAAGAACAAGGAGCAGGUCAGGACUUGUGUUGGAGAGGAUACUGGAGAACCAGGAGACUUGGUGACGGGACCCUCAGGCCUCUCUGAGACCCAGCUGGGUGCUUUGUGCUCUGAGGUGUGGCCGGUGCUGGCCUUGAUCGGAGGAGUGGACAGUGGGCUCCGGGCAGGGGGGCUCUGCCUGCACAAACCCAGUGGGAGAAGGGCUACCCUGCUGGGGGUACUGAAGGAAGGAAGCCCCCUAGCCAAGCUUCAAUGGGAGGAGGCUGACCUCUCUGUCAGCUUCCUGAAUUCUUGGUCACCCAGCGACACCCCGCUCUCCUCCUUGGAGCCCUGUGACGUGCCCCAGUGUGACGUCAGCAGAUUCCGAGGCCUCAAACCCUCUGUCCUCUUAGACCUGAUCUUCCUGACCGGCCUCCUGGAGGAGCAGGAGGAGGCCCGGGGACGAGGAGGAGGCGCAGGGAGAACCAGGAAGAGCUGCUCCUCCGAGCAGGAAGAGGAGGGAUGGAGCAUCCCUCGGAGCGUGCUGGAACGCAGGCUAGAUGAAGACAUCGCCCGGGUCAUGAUGGACGAUGAUGACAUUGAAAGAGACACUGGGCUAACAGAGGAGAGGGAAGGAGAGAGGGAGAGGAACAGUCACCCGUCCCCAACUAGAGCGCUCUCAGAGUCCUGUGACGAUCCAGAGGAGGGUAGUACCUCGUCCUCCUGCCCCCCAACUCCAACCCCAACCCUACCUCCCCCUUCCCCCCAUCAGACCAAGCCCCAGCCAGAUGUCUUCUCCCUGGAGCUCCGGGCUGUAAGGGUUUCCUACCUCCUGCUGGGAGCCUUAAAGUCCCUGGCUGUCAUCCUCAGCUGUGGGAAGUUUACUGACCUGCUGCUGGUGCCAAAGCAUCAAGACCCCUCUACUGCUGCCAUCCUGACCAGUAGCAGCCCUGACCAGGCUAAGCCAGGGGACUCUGGUUUGAGCCCUGUCCCAGCCGGAGAAGACAGCAACGCUGCUGAAAUGAGGUCUGUGCUACAGUUUAUGGUGCGGAGCAUGGUGAAGUGGGCUGUGCGACCCUGCCCUAUCAAACAGAGUGUGUCCCUGUCAGACCUGGAGAGAGCUCAGGUCCUAAUCUUCAAAGGAACUCUCAACAGACUGCAGGAGGACAAAGGAACCAAAGACCGGAAGGAACCUGGUCACCACUCCUCGUCCCAGCCACUGUCAAAGACUUCCAGCUCUGUGUCUCUCUACAGCACGGGGUCAGAGGGCACCGCCAUCUUCGGUCAAUCAAACGGAGCCUCUGCCUCGUCAUCCACCAAUGACCUGGCUGCUUCUCUGCUCUCUGCGCUGCAGGCCGAUGGCCUGGAGAACUUUAACCCCUUCCUCCCCAUCAACCUCCUGCAAUCCAUAGCAGUCGGCAGCUCGUCUGAGACACAGAAGAGUGGUGGCUAUGAAGAGAAUCGGAAGCCUCUAAUUGUCACUGUACUCCAUUCUGUGGGCUCCCUCUGUCCAGGAACUUGUAGUCCACACAACCAGUGGUGCCUCUGUAUCCCAGCUGUCUUUGUGCUAAAUGCAGCCCACUACCACUGUGUUGUUGGCUUGGCUUCCUCUAGGCGGAUGGUGUUAGCACGGUUCCCUACCCUGGCUGGCCUGGUUAAUAACCCCCCCAUGUUGCACGGUCCUGGCCCAGGCUUCGGCCUGGCCACCUCGUCUUCCUGUGAGGGCUUCACAGAGCAGCAGACCAGCUUCAUGGAGCCCUGCGCUAAUUCUCAGGCCAGGAACCGUGGCGCGGAACGGCCUCAAAUGUUUGUCCCAGUCCGCUUACUAGAAAUGGGCUUCUCUAUGAGACAUAUCUACAAGGCCAUGGAGGCAGCAGGUGUGGCAGGUGAAGUAGACUCGCGGACCAUCGAGGUGCUGGCUAGCUGGAUGUUGGAGCACCCCCUGACUGAGGAGCUGCAGAUGGAGAGCCAGCCAGCAGGAGCCUCCACCACUGAAACCCCCUCCCCUGACGGACCGGAGACCGUACAGUGCCCCGAGGCCCCCACCAGCGAACCCAACGAAAGUCUGCUGGCGGGCCUGGACCUGGUGGAGAGGGAGAACUUCCUAGAUGUCCACCUGACCAGGAACAGGCCUCCCCCGGCCAGACGCCAGCGCUCCAGUUUGGGGCACAGAACAUCCUUUAGGAGAGCAGACUCUCCGUCCCCCAACCCCAUCCCACCGCUGUACAGGCAGGACCCAGGGGUGUCUGAGUGGCCGGAGAGGGCGGAGACGCACCCGUUUGCUGCUGAGGAGGAGUCAGAGUUGGGGUACAUGGAUGACCCCUACCAUGAAGAGCCCUAUGAGGAGCUACAGUUUAGAGAGUUCAUCAGCUCGGAGAGAGACACCCUCUGGAUGGUCGAGGGGGGUGAGGAGCAUCAGCCCCAUGACAUGGUACAGUGUGAGCUGUGUAACACCCUGACUCUGCAGUUCAACAACCACAUGAAGAGGCAUCACCCGGGCUGUGGCCAGAGCGCUGGGCGGCGAGGGUACCGCUCUACCGGGGCAUACGUGGACGGGUGGUUCGGAGGGGAGUGUGGGUCCGGUAGCCCUUACUACCUGCUCUGUAGCACCUGUAGAGAGAAGUACCUGGCAGCUAACCUAGGGGAGAUUGGAUCCAAACAUGACCGAAUGAAAGGGCUUGCUUCUGAUUUAAUUGGACGAUUGGACAGCACCUCCGAUGAAGACUGGGAGCUGGGCCCUCUAGACGACUCUGACCCAGACCGGCUGACUGGGCUGGAGGACUUUGGGGUGUUGCUGAGGCCUCUGGGUCUGAGUGAGAAGAAGCUGGUGCCAGACCCCAUCCCCUUCACAGAAAAUGACCCGCUGGGUGCGCUGGUCAACAGCACCAGUAACCCUGACGGGUCAAUUAUCCAGAAAGGUGUGGUCAGCACUGACACUAAGGGGUUAGGUUCCUCCGGCCCUCUGACUCUGGGGGAGCAGGCUGUAUCGCUGAGAGACCCUCAGGACAGACUGCAGGCUCUAAGGAGAGUCACCUCUACGGCCCAGAUACUACUGGCAUACAGCAUGGUGAUGAGAGCACUCUCCCAAACAUCCUCUAGUGUGUCAGUGUGCAGUGCCUCUAGUGGUCUGGAGGGCUUGGGCCUGGCAGACAUCCGUAUCCUGGUGCGUCUGAUGUGCCUUGCGGCGGCAGGCCGGGUCCAUACCAGUGUCGACCAGCAAGGGGUAGCAGGGGGUGGCAGAGGCUGUGGUGGGGCUACAGAGAGCAGCAGCUCUGCCUUCCUCUCCUUCCUUAGCUCAGCUAUAGGCAGCCUGGUCUCACACAGCCCCACAGCAUACAGGGAGCUGGUGGACAUCUGCACUCAGGAUCUGAUGACGGCUGCCACAGGGAUGAACCUGGGUGCCAUCAGUGAUCCUGCACAGAGAGUUCGUCUGACCUCCACCCUGAAGAGGGCGCCACAACAAGAUGCCACACCCCUCACACCUCCCACCUUCCUGGUCACACAGAGUCUGGUCUCCCUGCUCACAGAGAAGGGCAUCCGCUACCGCUAUUCUCCAGACAGAACCGUUACCGAGCAGCACGAGUCUAAAGGUCCAGAGGCUGGUAGCCCGUCUGCUGCAGUACCUCCUCCCCAGGUGGGGGCGAGAGUGGGCCCUCUGGAGCUGGCCAACGCCCUGGCUGCCUGUGCCCUGUCUGCCAGGCUGACCAGUAAACAUCGUCAGUGGGCAGCCCAGCAGCUGGUCCAGGCCCUGGCAGCCUCAGAGAGGGAGAGGGACAACCCCAUCCGGCCUCAGACCUACAGCGACAUGGCUGGAGACCUGAGGAAGUGUCCUCUGAAGAAGCUAGAGGGACAUCACGGCAGGGUGACUAGCUGUACUUGGAACAAUGAGCAGGGUCUGUUGGCCACUGGAGCUCAGGACGGGACAGUCAGAUUAUGGGACGUCAACCAGAACACUGCUGACCUGCAGUGCACACACUCCUGUAGCAUCAGUGAUGACAGACGGGGCUCUGAGGCAGCAGGUGGAGCUCACCUGGUGUCUCCUGUCUACUGGAGCUCUGGAGGUACCCUCCUCGCUGCCUUCCAAAACAAGAUCAUCAACAUCUGGACUGUCAACGGAGCCCAGGGCCAUGUGGAGGCCCAGCCGUCCUGGGUGACAGCCCUCUCCUGGGUGCAGACCUCCAGCCCCUUCUCCACCCAGGGGGGGCAUCGCCGGGAAGGAUGCCCAGCCAGAGAGCCUGUUGGUGGGGCGUCUGGACGGAUCACUCUGCUGGUUGCAGAGCUCACCCGCUGCCACAGGAAAGAAUCUCCUCAGUGUGUGGCGUGGCACAGUGUGGACAAGCCCUUUGCUGUGGGUUACCCUGAUGGGAAGAUCCUACUGGCUACCGCUGAAUCCUACGAGACUGAACAGCCCCUACUACUGUCUGCCUUCCCUGAGAGUGUCAGCAUCCUGCGCUGGGACCCCACGGGCCACCUCCUCCUCUCCACGGGCCGCUCUGAGGUGGUGAAGAUCUGGGGGCGGGCGGGAGGCACCUGGAUCACCCUUCACUCCCUGUUCCACACAGGCACCGUCAACACGGCCGAGUGGUGCCCGCUGCCUGGCAGAGGUCCCGAACCACGCCUUAUGAUGGCUGUAGGGAGCCAGAAUGGUCUUCUGAAUGUGUGGACUCUGCCACAGGGGGGCACUAAUGUGUCAGUUCCUAAGUUCCUGGGCAGCUCAUCCAGUCAGGAGAACAACAGUGGCAUCAAGCGUGGCAGUGCCAAGUGUGUGUUCAGACUGAGUGGUCAUAUCACAGCGGUGAAGACCCUGUCGUUCUGCCCCAGUGGUCUGGCCCUGGUGUCUGGAGGUAUAGGAGGACUACUCAACAUCUGGUCUCUACAGGAUGGUUCCAUCCUACAGACAGUGGUGACAGGCCUAGGCUCAGUGGUCAGUACCACCUGGAUACCAAAUGUAGGGGUGGCUGCCUGCUCCGGGAGGUCGAAGGAUGCUCUGCUGAUCCGCUGUACGUCAGACUGGAUCUCCCAGAACCACGUGUUGGCAUCCUGCCGCACCGUCCUCAGAACACAGGGCAUUCUGGGUCUGAACCGUGCACCCUGCAUGGCCGUCUUCCUGGAGAGACUUCCCACACUGCUGCAGGACCAGUACAGCUACGAGAGGAGUCACGUGACAGCGGGUGACCAGUUGGUCCACAGUGCCUUCCUCCAGAGUCUGGCCUCUCUGACCGUCGGCCUUUCCCUGGAACAGUACCUGUGUCGGCCCUGCCGACCCCCCCACCACCACCCUGCCAGCCUCAGCCUCGACUACACACACUCCUGCCCCAUGGAGUGGAGCUGGCUCCAAACCUUCUCCACCACUGUGAAGAGCGCGGAGGCCAUCGCCAGGGGAACAGCGUUCCCAGAAUCCUUCACUGUCCCAGAGUUCCAGCAGGCAGGAACCACAGAACUCACCAAGCCCCUGGACAAUAGUAAGUGGAGCUUCAUGAUGGACGAACAACUCAUGUCCUGGGCCACCACCAGACCUGAGGACUGGCAGCAGGGAGGGAAGAGUCAGGUGUUUCUGUGGGGCAACGGGCGUCACGGACAGCUGGCAGACGCAGGGACCAACCUGAUGGUGCCUACCAUCGCCCCGUCUCUGUCCCAGACACAUCAGGUUGUGUGUGGGCAGAACUGUACAUUCCUGGUACAGGCUAACGGUACGGUGCUGGCUGUAGGAGAGGGUAGCUAUGGGAGACUGGGCCAGGGCAAUUCUGAUGACCUAUAUACCCCCACAGUCAUCUCAGCCUUGCAAGGCUACGUGGUGACCCAGCUGGUGACCUCUUGCGGUUCUGACGGCCACUCCCUGGCCCUGACGGAGACGGGGGAGGUGUUCAGCUGGGGUGAUGGGGACUAUGGGAAGCUGGGACAUGGGAACAGUGAGAGACAGAGACGACCCAAACAGGUGGAGGCUCUGCAGGGAGAGGAGGUGGUGCAGUUGGCGUGUGGGUUCAAACACUCAGCCGUGAUUACAACAGACGGGAAGCUGUUGACCUUCGGUAGUGGAGACUCUGGUCGUCUGGGUCAAAGAUCAACGUCCAACAAGAUGCUGCCAGAGAGAGUCACGGCACUGGAGGGAUAUCACAUUGGACAGGUAUCCUGUGGUAUCAACCACACCCUGGUGCUGUCCUCCGAUGGGAUGAGUGUCUGGUCCUUUGGUGACGGAGACUAUGGGAAGCUGGGGACCGGUCCCUGCACUGUGAAGUCUUAUCCUCAGAAAGUGGAGCAACUGUGUAACAAGGGAAUCAAGAAGGUUGGCUGCGGGACCCAGUUUUCUGUUGUCCUGGCCAAAGAUGGGCAUGUUUACACCUUUGGACAAGAGCGGUUGAUCGGCCUGCCAGACUCUCUGUUGAAGAACCACAACCGUCCCCAGGUGGUGCCAGCCCUGGAGGGGGUGUUUGUAGAGGACAUAGCUGUGGGCUGUGAGCAUGUCCUGGUUUUGUCUUCUACCGGAGACGUCUAUGCCUGGGGCUGUAACUGUGAGGGACAGCUUGGCCUUGGUCACUCAAGCCCAGUGAAGGAGCCCACCCUGGUGACAGGCCUACAGGGGAACAACGUCAGACAGAUCUCUGCUGGUCGCUGCCACAGCUCAGCCUGGACCACACCCUCCCCCUCUGUCAAAACCUCAGGUGCCUCAGCCAACCUGCAGCUGGGUCUGCCCCAGUCUAUCCCUCCCCAGUAUAACGCUCUGAAAGACUGCAGCCCUGACGUCCUCAACACCCGCCUCCGGGUGCUCUACCACUUCUCUGACCUCAUGUACAAGUCCUGGAGGCUGCUCAACCUCCACCCCAGGAACCAGGUGUCUUCAUCUCGCUACAGCUCAGGGACAGCAGCCAUCGUCCAGGGCCAGCUGAGAGGCCUCCUGUCCCCCAAGGUCAACACUCUACCCCUGGUCAGAUCAAUAGGGAGGACCAUGACCCAGGGCAAGACCUACGGACCCCAGAUCACUGUCAAGAGGAUCUCAACCAGGGGGCGAUCCAGCAAGCCCAUCUUUGUGCAGAUCGCCAAGCAGGUGGUCUCUCUGAACCCCCUGGAGCUGAGGCUGCCCUCCAGGGCCUGGAAGGUCAAGCUGGUGGGGGAGGGGGCUGACGACGCAGGGGGGGUGUUUGAUGAUACUAUCACGGAGAUGUGUCAGGAGUUGCAGUCUGGUGUGGUUGAUCUGCUCAUUCACACCCCCAACAGCUCUACUGACGUGGGAAGUAACACCGACAGGUUCCUGCUGAACCCAGCGGCAGUCUCUGAAGACCACAUGGUCCAGUUCCGUUUCCUAGGCAUCCUGAUGGCGGUGGCCAUCCGUACCAAGAAGCCCCUGGACCUGCACCUGGCCCCCUGGGUUUGGAAGCAGCUGUGUUGUAUUCCCCUGGGUGGGCCGGACCUGGAGGAGGUGGACCUGCUUACCUACCGCUCCCUGCACGGCAUCCGGCACCUGGACAACAGCGGCAUCACAGAGGACAACUUCCACGUGAUGAUUCCUCUGGACUCGUUCAUGGCCCACAGUGCAGAUGGGAAGCUGGUGCCGGUGGUCCCUGGGGGACACAACAUCUCUCUCACCUUCUCCAACAAGAGUGACUACGUAGAGAGGACUCUGGACUACCGUCUGCACGAGAUGGACAGACAGGUAGCAGCGGUGAGAGAGGGGAUGUCCUCCAUCAUCCCGGUGCCUCUCCUCUCUCUUCUCACGGCGCGCCAGCUAGAACAGCUGGUCUGCGGUCUGCCCGAGGUCUCCGUGGAGAUGCUCAAGAAAGUAGUCCGAUACCGCGACAUCACAGACAGUCACCAGCUGAUUGGCUGGCUGUGGCAGAGUCUGGAGGAGUUUGCCAAUGAGGAGCGGGUUCUAUUCCUGCGCUUCGUGUCCGGAAGGUCCAGACUGCCCUCCAACCCCGCUGACAUCACUCAGAAGUUCCAGAUCAUCAAGGUUGACAGGCCUGUGAACGGACUCCCCACAGCCCAGACGUGUUUCUUCCAGCUGCGUCUGCCUCCCUACACCAGCCAGGCCAUCCUGGCCGAGAGGCUGCGUUACUCCAUCCACAACUGUCCCUCCAUCGACAUGGACAACUACAUGCUGUCUCGAAACACUGAUCCGGCCGACGGAUCCGACACAGAGUAUUGAUGAUACUGGUAGUAAUAAUACUGGUGAUGUUGAUAGUAAUGAUACUGAGUACUGAUGAGACCCCCUGCUCAAUAACAACAAUAACAACAACAUGGCUCAACAUUACUUGAAAGCUCAAAGUGUUUGUCAUGUCGUUUCUUCUUCCUCCUCGUAUCUUUAUUGGAACUUUUCUUUGGUACAAUAGUCAGUACUAGUCUCUGGCUCCGGGCUCUAUGUGGCUGAAUGAAUGACUGGCUGAGUGAAUGACUGGCUGAGUGAAUGACUGGCUGAGUGAGGUGAUCACUCUUAUCGCUCGCUCUGAGAGAAACAUUUUUAGUUUUUAAGCCUUUUGUUUUGAAUUCACAGUUUCUGCAUGGUAUAGAAUAUUUGUUAACGAAGAACAACUUAGUUUAAAGAGAGUGCAUAAUCUACUGAGACAUUGAUGUAGGAUAAACCUUGUUGCAUUAAGUGGCUGAAUAACCUUUAUGCUACAGGAAGUAUGAGUAAUAUGACUGUUGUAGGCAGAAAGAAAAAGUCUGUGAAUAAUAAUUAAUAAUAGUUCAAAGUCGGGCAGACCUAAAGGCCAUCUUUCAUUCAGACGAUGAUACCACAGCUUCCUGGCUUGAGUGAGUUACAUGCACACAUAUGGUGUUAGCUAGCUAGCUUUAUUUGGUUUGAGCUGUUGUGCUCUAAACCGCCAGUGGACUGCUGUCUGGCUGGCUGGCUGUCUGGCUUGCUGGGAAAUGUUACUCUAGUGGUGGGUAGGCUAGCUGUUAGGGCUCUGUUCAGAUGUCUAUACUAGCACACCAUUUACAAUGAAGCAAUGUAUUGGGCCUGCAUUCUGACUGGAUAUUGAAAUGUAGCCUACAUUAAGAUGUAUAGCUAAUACUCUAUUUGACCAGAGUAUUUUUAAGUAAUGUUACUGUCACAGCUGUGUCUGAGAGAGAGAGAGAGAGAGAGAGAGAGAGAGAGAGAGAGAGAGAGAGAGAACAGAGACGGUGAUAAAAUUAUGAUUUUACUCGAGCCCUGAAUGCUGAUUGGCUGACAGCUGUGGUAUAUCAGACAGUAUACCACGGGUAUGACAAAACAUUUAUUUUCCCUGCUCUGAUUACGUUGGUAACCAGUUUAUAAGAGCAAUAAGGAACCU
Molecule: messenger RNA, 16316 nt
Organism: Oncorhynchus gorbuscha (pink salmon)
Lineage: Eukaryota; Metazoa; Chordata; Actinopteri; Salmoniformes; Salmonidae
Product: probable E3 ubiquitin-protein ligase HERC1
Molecular function (GO): ubiquitin-protein transferase activity; protein binding
Source: RefSeq, a predicted model, not a curated record